Molecule: messenger RNA, 2442 nt
Organism: Equus caballus (horse)
Lineage: Eukaryota; Metazoa; Chordata; Mammalia; Perissodactyla; Equidae
Gene: EXOSC6
Product: exosome component 6
Biological process (GO): poly(A)-dependent snoRNA 3'-end processing; nuclear mRNA surveillance; U4 snRNA 3'-end processing
Cellular component (GO): nuclear exosome (RNase complex); cytoplasmic exosome (RNase complex); nucleolus
Source: RefSeq, a predicted model, not a curated record
CAGCUGGCUUCUGGUUGCAGUGCUCUGCUGAGACCAGCUCCAGACCCCUGAACUUUGGGAACAGCCCCUGGGAUUCCCUCAAGAUGUCUGUGGAGGUAGCCCUCAGAACAGGCAGGGUCAGAUGGAGAGAAACAUUUAUCAUUCAACUGAAGAUGACCCACGGGGUUACUGGAAGCAGAGAGGCUCCUUUCUUGGAACUGCUCCAUUUCUUAGGCCUUUGUCCCUCUUCCCCUCCCUCGUGAUGUUGAGGUUGGGGUGUGGGGUCAGAGGUGUUCUGUGGUACAGGAGGUAUUUGGGGUGCAUCCGUUGCCUCCCCUCACCCCCUCACAUGGACAGUGAGCAUGAGACCCUUCCCUAGCCUUGAGUACCUUCACCCAAGUCUGAAGACAGCUGGGUUUGGAAACAGUAGUGUGCAGGGAGGUUAAAGGUACUGGUUGCUUGUGCCAGCUCUGGCUGAUUUCAUGUCCCCUGGGUACAACAGGCUGGCCCUGGGGCCCAGGGUCACUCUCAGCCAUGCUGAUGUGGAGGGAGAAGGGAAAGCAGGUCUAUACUGGGAGAAGCAUUAGCGACCAGCCGUCACAAGCAGGCCUGGGGGUGAGGGGCUGUCCUCACUCGGAGUGAGAGAAGCAGGCAGGGGAGGCACAAGAAACGUGCCAGGUGAGGAGUGUUAGGGAUACAAAGAGCUUACACAAUCCGGUGUGGGAGACAGUUCCAUUCACUCAUUCAACAGGCGUUUAUGCCAGCCAGGGCACUGAGGGUACAGGAGUGAACAAGACAAAAUGUCAUUACCCCCUUGGGCAAGGCAGUGGGGAACACAUAUAAAAUAGUCACACAAGUAACUGCAAAACUAAAAUAAUUACAACCUUCACAAGUGAAAGGCAGAAGACACACGCCCUGGGAUUGCCCUGGCCCAGGAGGCUAGAGGUCACCCGGGCCGGCCCAGGUCCCACUUCCGCAGGCCUGUCGGUCUAUCCACCCCUCAAGCCAUCGAGCUCUGCGCGUCCUUGCUGCGGCCCGGGGGCUGGGCAGCACUCGCCCUUCUCCCUCCAGGGCAGUAGGGGGCGGUGCGGCGCCGCCCUCCGCAAUCCCGACAGCCCUCGCGCGGGCGCGCGGCUUUAAGCGAGCGGAAGAGCACGCACGCUAGGCCGGGCGGGCGGAAGCGGCGCACACGCCCGGCGCCGCCAUGCCCGGGGACCACCGCCGCAUCCGCGGCCCGGAGGAGUCGCAGCCGCCGCAGCUGUACGCCGCCGACGAGGAGGAGGCGCCCGCCGCUCGCGACCCGACGCGGCUGCGGCCUGUGUACGCGCGCGCCGGGCUGCUGAGCCAGGCCAAGGGCUCGGCCUACCUGGAGGCGGGGGGCACCAAGGUGCUGUGCGCCGUGUCUGGUCCGCGCCAGGCCGAGGGCGGCGAGCGCGGCGGCGGCCCGGCCGGAGCGGGCGGCGAGGCCCCGGCCGCGCUGCGCGGCCGCCUGCUCUGCGACUUUCGCCGCGCGCCUUUCGCGGGCCGCCGGCGCCGCGCGCCCCCGGGGGGUGGCGAGGAGCGCGAGCUGGCGCUGGCCCUGCAGGAGGCGCUCGAGCCAGCCGUGCGCCUGGGCCGCUACCCGCGCGCGCAGCUCGAGGUGUCGGCGUUGCUGCUCGAGGACGGCGGCUCGGCCCUGGCCGCCGCGCUCACGGCCGCCGCGCUUGCCCUGGCCGACGCGGGCGUCGAGAUGUACGACCUGGUGGUGGGCUGCGGCCUGAGCCGUGCGCCGGGGCCCGCGCCCACCUGGCUGCUGGACCCCACGCGGCUCGAGGAGGAGCGCGCCGCCGCCGGCCUCACGGUGGCGCUCAUGCCCGUUCUCAACCAGGUGGCCGGGCUGCUGGGCAGCGGGGAGGGCGGCCCGACCGAGAGCUGGGCUGAGGCCGUGCGCCUGGGCCUCGAGGGCUGCCAGCGCCUCUACCCCGUCCUGCAGCAGUGCCUGGUGCGGGCCGCCCGCCGGAGGGACGCCGCCGCGCCGCUCUGAACCAGAAGCCAGGGCAACGACGGACGCCGUGGACCGAGCUGCCGCGAUCCCCGAAAGGACCCGCCCCUUCGGCUUCCAUGCUGGGCUGAGCUGAGAACUCAGAGCGCGGGAGAGGAUCUGGGGAGGCCUGCGCGGAACUGAUGCCCUGGACAGGUGUGUUGGAAGGGCUUUUUACGAAUUGUUCCGUCAAAGAAACUUUACUUGAGCUGGCUGCCAUCUACGAACCAGUUGAAGAAACCUGUGAUGCAACCUGACUCCCAAGUUCGAAAGGACUUCCGAGACCUGGAGCUAUGGUCUUGUAAGGGGUGGAUCCUAUGCAGGCCAGCCAGUGACUCCCUCCUGUAUAGCUGGGCUGCUUUUGAGGGAAUGGACAAGGAAGCUGUGCCUUCUCACUUACAGCUGAGCUAAAACAAAAACAAAACUGUUUUAUAUCUGAAAAA